AUGUCUACCAAAGCUGGUUGGCAAUUUCAAUGUUCCAACUCAAAUUGCUCACCAUUGGCCGUUGUUAUUGUGUCGAAUAUCCGCCAGUGUCAAAUGGUUUGCUUAGCUGAAAUCCAUUGUAAAGCAAUUAGUUUUCAUAAAUCAUCGUCUAAUUGUGAAUUGUUUGCUGAUAUAUCAAACCAAGAUGGCAAUCUGGUGAUCAAUACGGACACUGUUACUAUGCUUAUUAUUGAUGGAACACGAAUACCACCAGAACCGACUACGACAUCAACAACCACAUCAUCAUCCACUUCAUCAUCAACAUCAACAACAACUUCAUCAUCCACAUCAACAACAACAUCAUCAUCAACAUCAACAUCAACAUCAACAACAUCAUCGACAUCAACAACAACAACCACAGCUACUACUUCAUCAUCAACAUCAACAACAACAUCAUCAUCAACAUCAACAUCCACAUCAACAACAACAUCAUCAUCAACAUCAUCCACAUCAGCAUCCACAUCGUCAACAACAUCAUCAACAACAACAACAGCCGUUGGCCUUGAACCAGUACCAGUAGCAAUCGUCGAUGUGAAUAGCGAUAAUAAACUCGAUAUUGUUGUUGCAAGCUGGGACUCGUCCCUCGUUGGUGUUCUUCUCAACGCAGGCAAUGGCACCUUUAAGGCUCAGACUACUUACCUAGUCGGAGGUACCCCAACUUCAGUAGCAGUCGUCGAUGUGAAUAACGACAAUAAACCCGAUAUUGUUGUUGUAAUCGACAAUAAACCCGAUAUUAUUGUUGCAAACUAUGGUUCGAGCGCCGUUGGUGUUCUCCUCAACGUUGGUAAUGGUACUUUUAAUAAUCAAACUAUUUACUCAGUUGGUACUAACCCAAAUUCAGUAGCAGUCGUCGAUGUGAAUAGCGACAAUAAACCCGAUAUUGUUGUUGAAAACUAUGGUUCAAGCACCGUCGGUGUUCUUCUCAACACAGGUAGCGGCACCUUUAUUGCUCAAACUACUUAUCCAGUUGGUACCAACCCAUCGGGAGUAACAGUCGUCGAUGUGAAUAGCGACAAUAAACCCGAUAUUAUUGUUCUAAACUAUGGUUCGAACACUGUCGGUGUUCUCUUGCAUUGUUAA
This is a messenger RNA of Adineta steineri, 1119 nucleotides long. The record is from the annotation of a GenBank genome assembly. NCBI's taxonomy places the organism in Eukaryota, Metazoa, Rotifera, Eurotatoria, Adinetida, Adinetidae.